GCUGGGCGACGAGAGGCUGCUCCGAUUCGCGCGCCAGUACCCAGAGCUGCUCGGAGUGGAGCCCUGGAGGAACGGCCGCCACCGCAUCGUCUGCAGCUCGCCCGCCGAGCAGCCCGGCCCUGCGGCCAAGGGCGCCGCGGGGCCCAGGGCCAUCGGGCGCGCGGAGCCCGGAGCCACGCUGCCGCGGCGUGCGGACGAGAGGGCGAGGCCGAGCUCGCACGAGGAGGGCGGCGCGGAGGAGCGGGAGGUCGGCAGCGGUGCGGAGGAGACGAGGCCCCCGAGGCCCACGAGCCCAACCCCGCGGGCCGCCCGAGGCGGGUGUCGUGGCUCCUGCAUAACGGCAAGGCCCCGCCGC
This is a messenger RNA of Prorocentrum cordatum, 355 nucleotides long. NCBI's taxonomy places the organism in Eukaryota, Dinophyceae, Prorocentrales, Prorocentraceae. The record is from the annotation of a GenBank genome assembly.